UAGUCCAGACUGUUUCGGUUUACAGUCAGGCAGGAGUGUAUCUGCGCCUCUUUCAAGUCUGGCUGCCUUUCUUCGCCGCGUCAGGUGGUUUCUGUUCUAUGAGAUGGUAGCUUUGCUGUGGUUUGAUGUCAUCAUUUUUGUUACAGUAUUUUAUUGAGGAAGCGUACAGACGACAAAGCAGUGAAGCAAAGUUCUUCACGCAGCCUGCUAAAGAUUAGGUCGUUUCUUUACAAGGAAUUCCUUAUGCUGUCAUGACGCAGUCAGCUGGCUGGUGAUUUUUUUUUUCUUGUUUGUAAGCUGUAGCCACUACAUCAUAUAGUCGAAACUGCAGUUAACUUUGCAGUCGUAGCUGUUCGUGAUUUCCCAGCGCCACUCGUGUGUUCAUUGCUGUCGGUAAUGACUGACCAGUGAGCACCGAGGCGCUGACAUCUGAGGUCAGGCGGUCAGCUGACAUUUGUUUUCUGCUGUUAUUUCUUAAUUUGCUUGAUGCUUUGAAGCAGGACGCCGUGAAGCCUUAAGCAGCUAACUUUAGCCUCGUUUAAUCAGCUACUGUUCGUCACCCAUUUAACAUCGUCACUAACAACUGGGCUUCUCCUUCGUGUGUUGGUUUGCUGAAGCUACUUGGUGCUGUAUUAACCGUCUGUGAUACUCCGCCGGGCUUGGAACUGCCGAAUUGGUGACAUCAUAAAACCAGAUACUGAAUGAUGAUUUGCAUUGACCAUUAGGAUUUCUUUGUUUUCUGGAAACAUCUCUUCACAGCAGGUAUGGCAACAAAAUCAUCUUUAUUAAAAGUCAUCCUGUUGGGCGAUGGAGGAGUAGGCAAGAGCUCACUCAUGAACAGAUAUGUUACUAACAAAUUUGACACCCACCUGUUUCACACCAUUGGAGUGGAGUUCUUGAACAAAGAGCUGGAAGUAGAUGGACACAUUGUCACCAUGCAGAUUUGGGACACUGCUGGUCAGGAGAGGUUCCGAAGCCUCAGGACUCCUUUUUAUCGUGGCUCUGACUGCUGCCUUCUCACUUUCAGUGUGGAUGAUAACCAGAGUUUUCAAAAUCUCAACAACUGGAAAAAAGAGUUCAUCUAUUAUGCAGAUGUUAAGGAACCAGAAAACUUUCCUUUUGUGGUCCUAGGUAACAAAGUAGAUGUUGCUGAGAGGCAGGUAUCAAAAGAGGAGGCCCAGGCAUGGUGUAAAGAAAAUGGGAACCAUCCCUAUUUUGAAACAAGUGCAAAGGAUGCCAUUAAUGUGGCAGUAGCUUUUGAGGAGGCAGUCCGAAGAGUCUUGGCCACAGAGGACAGGACAGACCAUCUGAUUCCUACAGAUACUGUAAACCUGCACAAGAAACCCAAGCCAAGUUCUUCUUGCUGUUGAUUGUACCCAUAAAGUCAGUCAUGGCUUGGCCUGGAAAUUUGAAGUAAAAACAGAGCUUAACAUUAUACACACUGAAGAACUAAAAUUCUCCCGAUUGUUCUGGGUUUGUGGAUAUACCAUCGCAUAUGCCUGGAGAAUGUCAGAAAGCCCUGUGUUGCUAGUUAGCAGUCUGUACCACCAAUUACUGACAACUCUAUUAAUCAAACUACUGCUGUGAAUCUUGAGAGUGCUGGCAAAAAGAAUUCUAAUUUUAACGAAAGCAGUGUGAGGACAAACCUUGUAGUUACCAAACAGAACUAAACCUGAAAGAAAAAUUAGCACAAGUGCCAAACAGAACAAAUGUAAUACAUUUUAAAAGAGGCAGCACUUUCCAGUUUAGUCCCGUUAUGCAAUUUGAUUUUCAAAGAGAUGCACUUUUAUGUACCACAAGAAAAUAACCACUAUUUGCAGUUUUUGUAAUAGAUAUGUUAGAUUAAGAGCAAAUUGAUAACCUUACACUGACAGUUACAUUCUUUUGGUCUGUGAAUAAUUGUUCAUGCAAGUCUUGUAAAUGAACGAAAUGGUGAUCUCCUUUAAUUGAUUGUAUAAAACUCUAACAGAUAUCUAAACCAAUUAUUAAACAUGGUGCCUGAUUGAACGCUA
Messenger RNA from Polypterus senegalus (gray bichir), 2012 nucleotides. RefSeq names its product RAB9A, member RAS oncogene family (gene rab9a). Lineage: Eukaryota; Metazoa; Chordata; Cladistia; Polypteriformes; Polypteridae. Gene Ontology annotation, biological process: retrograde transport, endosome to Golgi; Rab protein signal transduction; DNA-templated transcription. The record is from RefSeq and is a predicted model, not a curated record. The transcript has 3 exons. Gene Ontology annotation, molecular function: GTP binding; GTPase activity. Bases 765 to 1370 code for a protein of 201 amino acids. Gene Ontology annotation, cellular component: nucleus; phagocytic vesicle; lysosome.